AUGAUAUAUAGCUCAACAAUUAAGAAACUUACAUUGGAUUCAGAGAAGAAAUAUCUGAUUCUGAAGGCAGUAACCACAAACCUUGCUCCAGAGUUUUACAUGUUAACUAAUCAAAAGCUCUUGGUUGUUGGGAAAUAUAAAUUUCCUAGGUUUGUUUGGGCAAACUUCUUGACUCCAAUCCCCACACUGAAGAACUCCACUCCCCCAAAGUACAAACUUUCAACAGUAUAUAUGUACAUAUCAGAAGGUUGUGGGGGAGAGAAAACAGAGGAGAUGGCCAACACUAUUGCAACAUUGUGGGUUAUUUUAACCCAAUUUCUAUUGCUAGUUUUUGUUGAAGGAAAAAAUAAGGUUCCAGCAAUUAUAGUGUUUGGAGACUCAUCAGUUCAUGCAGGAAACAACAACCAGAUUCCAACCAUUGCUAGGAGCAACUUCGAGCUUUACGGCCGUGACUUCGACGGUGGCCGGCUGACGGGCUGUUUCUCCAAUGGCCGGAUUCCAACCGAUUUUAUCUCUGAGGCGUUUGGUCUUAGAACAAUUGUGCCAGUCUAUCUAGAUCCGGCAUACAGCAUAAAGGAUUUCGCGGUUGGAGUCAUGUUUGCGUCAGCUAGAACUGGCUAUGACAAUGCAACUUCUGAUGUGCUAUCUGUUAUACCCCUAUGGUAGGAACUAGAGUACUACAAGGACUAACAAAAGAAAUUGAAAGCUUAUCUUGGUGAAGGCAAGGCCAAGCAAACCCUAGCUCAAGCACUAUAUGCGAUGAGCUUAGGGACAAAUGACUUCUAGGAAAACUACUGCACAC
Molecule: messenger RNA, 802 nt
Organism: Rhododendron vialii
Lineage: Eukaryota; Viridiplantae; Streptophyta; Magnoliopsida; Ericales; Ericaceae
Product: GDSL esterase/lipase At2g04570-like
Exons: 4
Coding region: 1-666 (221 amino acids)
Source: RefSeq, a predicted model, not a curated record